Pelobates cultripes (western spadefoot toad) is the source of this 387-nucleotide messenger RNA. The record is from the annotation of a GenBank genome assembly. Lineage: Eukaryota; Metazoa; Chordata; Amphibia; Anura; Pelobatidae.
AUGGAAUUUAAAAUGGAUGACUUUGCCUCCGCACACAACGAUCUUGCUAGCCAUGUGGAACAACUGGAGCAAAAGUUGGAUGCCACUGAAACAAAACUGGAGGGCCUAGAGGACAGGUCCCGCCCCAACAACUUGCGGUUAAGAGGGAUUCCGGAGAUUGUACUCCCAGCAGACUUGCAGGCCUAUGGCCUCCUACAUGCUUACGCACCUGAAAUACUGGCAGACAUGCUGUUGGUGGAUCAAGUUCACUGGAUCCCGCACCCAUGGUUCCUGCCUAACACUGCACCAAGAGCAUCAAAGAGCAGCCGCAACAAGCCCAAAUCACCAGAAAAUUACUUGACAGUCAAGAUUUUCGCCGAUCCCAAGUUGCUGACUCACUUUGGGUGA